AUGGACUCUCUGACGGACUCUCUGACGGACUCUCUGACGGACUCUCUGACGGACUCUCUGACGGACUCUCUGACGGACUCUCUGACGGACUCUCUAACGGACUCUCUAACGGACUCUCUAACGGACUCUCUGACGGACUCUCUGACGGACUCUCUGACGGACUCUCUGACGGACUCUCUGACGGACUCUCUAACGGACUCUCUAACGGACUCUCUAACGGACUCUCUGACGGACUCUCUGACGGACUCUCUGACGGACUCUCUGACGGACUCUCUGACGGACUCUCUAACGGACUCUCUAACGGACUCUCUGACGGACUCUCUAACGGACUCUCUGACGGACUCUCUGACGGACUCUCUGACGGACUCUCUGACGGACUCUCUGACGGACUCUCUGACGGACUCUCUGACGGACUCUCUGACGGACUCUCUGACGGACUCUCUGACGGACUCUCUGACGGACUCUCUGACGGACUCUCUGACGGACUCUCUGACGGACUCUCUAACGGACUCUCUGACGGACUCUCUAACGGACUCUCUGACGGACUCUCUGACGGACUCUCUAACGGACUCUCUGACGGACUCUCUGACGGACUCUCUGACGGACUCUCUGACGGACUCUCUGACGGACUCUCUGACGGACUCUCUGACGGACUCUCUGACGGACUCUCUGACGGACUCUCUAACGGACUCUCUGACGGACUUUCUGACGGACUCUCUGACGGACUCUCUGACGGACUCUCUGACGGACUCUCUGACGGACUCUCUGACGGACUCUGCAGGACGUCAGACUCAGAACGUGCUCCGGCUGCUAAUUAUUCCGGAGUCUGCCGCGCUUCAAACGCUACAAGUUUUGACGAGUGCUGCUGUGCCGGCUCCCGCUUCCACCGACUCCCGGUGUCACAGGAAAGUGCUCAAGAACAAGGCGUGGAGCCGAGGAACGGCGAAGAUCUUCGGGGGGUGA
This is a messenger RNA of Knipowitschia caucasica, 963 nucleotides long. NCBI's taxonomy places the organism in Eukaryota, Metazoa, Chordata, Actinopteri, Gobiiformes, Gobiidae. The record is from the annotation of a GenBank genome assembly.